This is a messenger RNA of Mauremys reevesii (Reeves's turtle), 3026 nucleotides long. It is a transcript of the gene P2RX2, whose product is annotated as purinergic receptor P2X 2. NCBI's taxonomy places the organism in Eukaryota, Metazoa, Chordata, Testudines, Geoemydidae. The transcript has 12 exons. Gene Ontology annotation, cellular component: plasma membrane; nuclear inner membrane. Gene Ontology annotation, biological process: monoatomic cation transmembrane transport; response to ATP. The record is from RefSeq and is a predicted model, not a curated record. Gene Ontology annotation, molecular function: extracellularly ATP-gated monoatomic cation channel activity; purinergic nucleotide receptor activity; ATP binding. Bases 337 to 1782 code for a protein of 481 amino acids.
GGCAGCUGCGGGCACUCAGGGGCUGGAUUCCUGGUCUGGAGGGGAGGAUGCCCGGCGCAUGCAGUGCCCUCGUCAGAGAGCGGCAGGGGCUGGGUGGUGCCGCUCAGUGAGGCUCGGAGCAUGAACCUGCAGACAGGGAGAGAAAGGAGAUCCCAGUAUAAACCAGUAUAACGGCAGCUUCAGAGCGGGGAGGAGCAGUGGAGCUCCCAGUAUAAACCAGUACAGGGAGGCUGCUGCUGCUGCUGUAGGACUGGGACCCUCCCAGUUCUCCCAGUGUAAGGCGAGGGAGUGGAGAUCCCAGUCUCAGCCCAGAGGCUUCCCUAGACCCUCCCGCGGAUGGAGGAGCCCCCGGCGAGGCGGCCUGGGGCCGUGGGCUGCUGGCGCUGCUUCUGGGAGUUCUGGAACUACGAGACCCCCAAAGUCAUCGUGGUGAAGAACCGCAACCUCGGCAUCAUGUACAGAGGGGUGCAGCUGCUGAUCCUGCUCUACUUCAUCUGGUACGUGUUCAUCAUCCAGAAGGGCUACCAGGAGAGCGAGACGGGCCCCGAGAGCUCUGUGCUCACCAAGGUGAAGGGCGUCACCCGCUCGCACAGCAAGGUCUGGGACGUGGAGGAGUACGUCAAACCCGCUGAGGGCGGCAGCGUGUUCAGCAUCCUCACCCGGGUGGAAGUCACCCACUCCCAGACUCUGGAGCGCUGCCCCGAGAGCCUGGAGGUCCCUCACGCCGCCUGCAGCUCCGACAGCGACUGUGUGGCUGGGGAGAUGGACAUGCUGGGGAACGGAGAGAGGACGGGGCGCUGCGUCCCCUAUUACAGCGGGCCGGGGAAGACCUGCGAGGUUACCGCCUGGUGUCCAGUGGAAGACGGACGGACGGUCAGCGAGUCCCUGGGGAAGAUGGCCGCGCAGUUCACCAUCCUGAUCAAGAACAACAUCCACUUCCCCCGCUUCGGAUUCUCCAAAGGGAACGUGAAGGGCGAGAAGAGCGGCUACCUCAAAGGCUGCACCUUCAACGAGACCUCUGACCUGUACUGCCCCAUCUUCCGCCUGGGCUCCAUUGUGGAGCAGGCAGGAGAGAACUUCACCGCGCUGGCCGAACGGGGCGGCGUUAUUGGGGUGAUCAUAAACUGGAACUGUAACCUGGACCUGCCCGACUCCGCGUGCAACCCCAGCUACUCCUUCCGCAGGCUGGAUCCCAAGAGCAUUCAGGUGUCUUCUGGCUACAACUACAGGUUCGCCAAAUAUUACAACUGCAACGGGACGAACACGCGGAGCCUGAUCAAGGCCUAUGGGAUUCGCAUCGACGUUAUUGUUCAUGGCCAGGCAGGGAAGUUCAGCCUGAUCCCCACCAUCAUUAACCUGGCCACGGCGCUGACCUCGGUGGGAGUGGGCUCCUUCCUCUGCGACUGGAUCUUACUGACCUUCCUGAACAAAAACAAUGCGUACAGCGCCCGGAAAUUCGAUCAGAUGCAGCCGCUUGGCACCUCGAGAGCCAGUGCCCAGAGACCAGGCCGGAUGGGCUCUCCCUGCCCCUGCUGGCUCUGGGCGUUCCUUGCAGGAGCCGGGCACCGCAGCCUGCCUGACGAGCCACCCCACGGGCCUUCCCCUGGUCGUUCUCCAUACCCCGGGCCCUGGGGUGGGGCCAUGGAGCGAGGCCCAGGCACUAACCGCCCCAUCUCUCCUCUGUCUGGCCAGGACAGGACCCCGGCCCCAAGCUGCAGCGGUAACGCCUGCACCACCCAGGCCUCCUCGCCGGCCAACCCCCAGGGCCCCGGCCAGCUCUGAGCUGCCUCUGCCCCCCACCUGCUGCUGUGGCUGGACUGGAGAGUGCGGGGACACUGCCACAGGGCAGGCUGAGUGGGACUGGAGGGGUGAGGACCAGGAGACCCCCGGCCCAAUCCGGAUUUCACCGCGUGGGCAGCAGAGUUCCCGGAGAGCCUCAGCUUCCCUGCGACUCUCUGCAGGGCUUGGGGAGAGUGAGCCCCGGCCCAGACAGGCCCCCAGCGCUAAGCCGAACAGCCGCACAGGCACCCUGGAGCCUUGGACAGAUCCCGGGGCAGGGCCAGACCCCCACGGGGGCAGCGUGGGACAGGUACCUGCCCCGUUCUACACCCCCUGCUCUGCCGGCGCCAGCCCCUCCCGCAGUGAACGUGCCCAGUGGGCUGUGAUGGGGCGACAGGUCAGCCCCAGGAGCCCAGCCACAGAGAGGCUGGUCUGUGCAGGCCGCAGCCGCCUCCCCGGGCCCAGCCGGCUCUUGAACUCGCACUGACCAGGGUGUCACUUGGGUCGCUGGGUGCCAUGAGCUGAGGGAGCACGUGGGUACUGGCCUCUCCCGGGGCAUCACCUCUUCCCUGCUACUCUCCCCCUAAGGGAGCCCCCCCUGCCCCGCCCCAGGCUCCUCUUCCUCCACAGCUGCUCCCCCCAUUUCCCCUGCUGUGCUGGAGCCUGCUCACCCCAUGGAACUGAGGCUGUGAAACCUGCUCUCACGCUCCCAUGAGCCACCCACAAACCCGGCCAUGCCCACUCAUGGCCACUCAUCCUUCUGGCUGGCUUUGAGCAGCAGCAACGUACUGACAUUUGAAUAGUCGUCUUUAGGUUUCAGAGGUAACGCGCCAUUGAGAUGACAUCACCUCUCUCAGAGCUGCUGUUUCAGGCUCCCUGCAGACUCCGGCAGAGUUCACAGCAUCAGUGACACGUGGGUCGUAUUUUGAAGGGUUUUGUUACAAUACUAAGGGCUAGAGAUUUAAUUGGAGUGCUCAGGGAUUGGGGGGGGUCAGGUUUUUGGGGCCCAGCUUGAGACACCUCAUUUUCCAGGAAGUGCAGAGCCCCUGUCCUGUGUAAAACUGCCCAGGCUGAGCACCUGAAAAUGGAGAUGCCCCCAAAUCCAAAGGUGGAUUUACAGUAAAACACAGGGGGUCCUGGCAUGGGGACCCCAGGGACAGGGGGGCCCAGGGACAGGCAGCUGUGGGGGGCAGAAGCUUGGUCCUGCUGGCUCCUGGGGCUCCUGCUGCAGGCUCCGCACCCACCAG